AUGACAUAUGCUGUGUUUGCAGUAAUUUUCAAAUUUUCAAACUUUGUCUGCGAGACCUACAACAAAUCGUGGUUCCAGUUUCACGAGUGUCGCUUGAAGGCCAUAUCUCGGGAAAAGGUGAUCCUGAAUAUGAACGGAACUAUUCUGCAUUCCGUAUAUAAUAUCCAGACCGAAGGCAAGAUGUUUAAAAGGGAAAGUGGCUUUAAACCAUGGCUCCUAGAGUCUAAAAUAGAUGCGUGCCGUUUUAUGCGAAAGAACUACAAUCCUAUAGCUAAAUUAAUCUUUGGUCUUUUCAAGGAAUUUACCAAUAUCAACCACACGUGUCCUUACCUGGGUCCACAAACUGUUAGGGGAUUUUAUCUAAAGCCGGAACUAUUGAAGCUUCCGUUUCCCAGUGGAGAAUAUAUGUUAUCAUUGAGGUGGUUCUUUGACCAGAAAUUACAAUUUGACACCAAUGUCAGUUUUUUGUUUGUCGAGGAUAUAUUGAAAGCCUGA
Drosophila serrata is the source of this 495-nucleotide messenger RNA. RefSeq lists its product as uncharacterized. The record is from RefSeq and is a predicted model, not a curated record. NCBI's taxonomy places the organism in Eukaryota, Metazoa, Arthropoda, Insecta, Diptera, Drosophilidae.